This is a messenger RNA of Hyposmocoma kahamanoa, 1058 nucleotides long. Its product is annotated as astacin-like. Lineage: Eukaryota; Metazoa; Arthropoda; Insecta; Lepidoptera; Cosmopterigidae. Gene Ontology annotation, biological process: proteolysis. Bases 29 to 1024 code for a protein of 331 amino acids. The record is from RefSeq and is a predicted model, not a curated record. The transcript has 6 exons. Gene Ontology annotation, molecular function: zinc ion binding; metalloendopeptidase activity.
UUCGAACCAGCGACAGUCUCUCGGCACAAUGCUGCGUUUUGUAAUUUUGGUGUGUCUGAUGGCAGUUGCCAUGGGCCUCCCAACAAGGACGAAGGAAGAAAUCGAGUCCUUUCGACAAUUUCUGCUGAAUACCAGACUAUCUAGCGAGACCACUUUUGAAGAAACCAUGCAACAGCGCCCUUGGGCCAGUGCAUGGGAAAACAGUGGCAAAUUCGAGGGUGAUAUAGUCGUCACAGACGAAGACAUUGAAAGUCUUGUCAAUGACUUCGCUGGCAUAUCAUCAAGGACCGCCGUCGCAAACCGCGGUAGAACUUGGCCUGGCAGCACGCUUGUCUUCGAAUUUGCUGGUCACAAUGGUAACGAACAAAAUCAGAUUCGUGGGAUAAUGGGCAUGUAUGAAGAACACACUUGCGUGCGUUUCCGUCAACGAGGCCAGGAGCACGAUCACAUUAGAAUCACGAACCACGGAGACGGGUGCUACGCACACGUCGGUUAUUACCAGAACAUGGGCGCUCACAUCCACAACCUGGCACCUAACGGAUGCAUGCAUGGAGGCAUCAUCUUCCACGAAUUUGGACACAAUGUUGGUUUCCAACACAUGCAUCAGGCUAGACCUAGAUACGAAUGGGUCAGCAUCAAUUGGCACAACAUACAGGGUGGCACUGAGGGUAAUUUCAACUUACUCAGCGAGGCGUACGGCGACAUGUUGGGUCUUCCCUACGAGUAUGCCAGCAACCAACAUUAUUCAGCUUAUGCCUUCAGUCACAAUGGACAACCAACUAUCGUAGCUCUUCGUGACGGUGGCCACGAAAUGGGUCAACUUGAUUACAUUACUGGCUGGGACAUGCUGAGAAUUAGACGCUUGUAUAACUGCCCGGGAGCCUGGAGCGAGGACGUUAAUAUGGAGGACCUUAACAAACCAGCCGUCUACAUCCCCAGCAACGAGGAGCUUCAAAUUAGGGGUGCUAAGUUUGCCGAAGAACUAGAACGCAGAAGUCAAAUGGAGCAGGAGGCACAGGUUUAAUUAAGGACAAACCAAUCGCAUUUUAAAUUAUAUC